Molecule: messenger RNA, 5741 nt
Organism: Physcomitrium patens
Lineage: Eukaryota; Viridiplantae; Streptophyta; Bryopsida; Funariales; Funariaceae
Source: RefSeq, a predicted model, not a curated record
GGAAGCACACAAUUACUGAGAGAAGGAAGGAAGGAAGACAUUGCUAAAGCGUUGUUAAGGGAGAAAGCGGAGGAGGAGAAGGAGAUUUUGCAAGCAAGCAAGCAAGCAAGCAAGCAAGCAAGCAAGCAAGCAAACAGCCUUGAAGACGACGCCGUGCCAUGCCCUAGAAAGUGACCUUUGUUUGAUAUCCAUCAUCCCUCCCACAUUUGCUUGCUUUCCUGCCAGAUUCUUCUGCAUUCGUUCGUGUUUAUGGUGAUGGUCGCUGCUUAGGCUUUGUUCAGGACAUUGUGUGAAGGGGACCAAGGAUUUUGGUAUGGGACUGAGGGGCUGUGACUCGGGUUUCAAUUCGAACUCGAGAAACAAGAAGUGGGUGGGCUGAUUAGGAGGGUUUUUGAACAAGGUGUGGGUUGGAGUUUGUAGGUAAUGUAUAGGUACAAGAUCAUCAGGUUGCAGACCGGCUUUUGCUUAAGGACUUUCGGGCAAGUGAUACUGGAGUGUAGAUGGUGUAAUCCGUUGAGCUCGCAAGUCAAACGCAGUAAUAUCCCAGUGUGUAGAGAGUGAGUGCAAUCUACCCUUCCCAUCUUAAUGUCGUUGCCAGAUGCUCAGUUGUUGCUAAGACAUUGUGUGUCCUCAGAACUAAACACGUUAAGAAACGAAAGUGUGAAAGGUCCAGAAGUUUUAUAGUGGAACAAGAACAUAAUGGGCGCCACAGGACCGUCGGGAGGUUUCGACAUCCAUAAUUUCUUCAACAAUCCACCUCCGAGCCCAUAUCCUCCUCCCCAGUACUCAUCUCACCCUCCUUAUCCCGCUGCUCAAUUCCCUCAGAAUUCAGGACCUUUUCCCACCAACUCGGGCUCUUUUCCCAGCAUGCCUCCUCAGAAUUUUCAGUACAGUUCGUCACAACAGCAGCAGGAGCAGACUCAAGUAUUCCAUCCUUACAUGCACUAUCAGCAGGAGCAUGGACAGCGGCCGUCAAGCUAUACCACCGCGCCCUACAACCAGCAUCAGCAGCAGCAACAGGUUCAGUUUCCCCCUCCGGGUGCUCUGAACUCCCUCCAUGGGAACCCUCCUCUUUCAUCUCUUCCUUUGUCUUCUUUGUCUCAAGGCAGUGGCGGCCCAAACCAGGCACCAUCCUCUCCUUUGGAUGGCGCCCGCCUUAUGGCUCUUUUGACAACACAUGGCGGAGCUGAGGCUCCUAGCAGCGACGACGGUUCCCUGGUGUCAGGGGUCCAGCAAAGCGGCGGUGAACGACCUCGAUCGACUCAGGAUGGUAGCCAGGAUGUUUCUAUCCCUCCACCUGCGCUGGCUCCGGCAUUGCCCACAGCACCUCCCGCCCCAGCUGCUCAAAUGACUCCCACCGCGUCUGGUAGAGCGUCGAGCGGCAAGCAACCACGCGGUCGGCAUUUGUGGGGAGAUCACGUCGUGUACGACGUGGAUGUUCGUAAACCCGGAGAGGCGCAGCCCCAGUUGGAAGUGAGUCCUAUUACAGUUUAUGGAUCCGAUCCACAGCUGGUGGUCGGACGGCAAAUUGCGGUGAACAAAAAGUACAUAUGUUAUGGAUUGCGGCAAGGGACGAUUCGCAUCCUGAACAUCAACACGGCAUUGAGAGCGCUACUUCGAGGCCAUACGCAGAGAGUGACGGACAUGGCGUUUUUGUCGGAAGAUCAGCACCUUCUUGCAAGCGCAAGUGUGGACGGUCGCAUUUAUGUGCGACGGAUUUUGGAGGGACAAUCCGCCGAGGGCAGCAAGGUACUCAUCACAGAGCAGAUAUUGCUAGCCAUCCAAUUCGUCGGGGGCUGGGAAUCGUGCCAUCCGCGCGUAUGCUGGAAUCUGCAAACGGAGGAUGUGUUGGAGGUGGCGAUCGGGCCGUAUGUCCUGAGCAUAGAUGUUGGGAAGGUGCAGCAGGCUGCACCUCCAGGGGGGUUUUUGGUGGACCAACCUCUCCAAUGUCAGGUGGAGAAUCCAGUGGAAGGAGUAUGUGUGGUGGGUGGUCACGAUGGGACUGUGACGGAUUUGGCAGUGCCAUCGUUUUCUACCUCCAGGGUGGCAUCGGCCUCACAAGAUGGCACGGUGCGCAUAUGGGGGGACACCAGCGGCAUCCCAUUGCUGAGUAUCAUGCCCCAUGGUGGAGAUGCAGUGUGUGCAGUGGCCUUUUUGUCAGCACCACGGCGUCCUGACCAUCAUGUUUUGCUCACUGCGGGACCAUUGAAUAGAGAGUUGAAACUGUGGGCACCCUCGAGUGGUCCGGAGGAGUCACCGUCAAAGGUAGGUACAGGUACAGGAGCGUGGCGCUGCAUACAGACGCUGGAGUUUCAGAGCUCGGAUGUUGCUGAUGGGUAUUAUGAGGAUACGAUUUUUAACCAGUUGGUCGUAGCCUCCCGUGCUAGCCUGAUUUUGCUGGCAAAUGCGAAGAAGAACGCCAUAUAUGCGGUCCACGUGGAAUUUGGGCACAACCCAGCGGCUGCACGAAUGAACUACCUGGCGGAGUUUUCUGUGAAAAUGCCGAUUCUGAGCUUGACAGUUGCCGAAGACAGCGUGACGGAGGCUGGAGAAGGCAAGGUUCAGAUCUACUGUGUCCAGACACAGGCCAUUCAACAGUAUGGUCUGGACGUGUCACAGUGUUUGCCGCCCGUGGAGGGCAGCAUGACGGAAACUCCAGGAACUCCCGAACGCUCAGUUUUGCCUGGUGCACAGGAUUCUGGGCGAUCCGAUCAAACCGGCGUCCCCGACUUGAUAGACAUGGGACCUGCAUCCGGUGUGAGCACGGGGGCGUCCAGUACACCCAACGUGAGCGUUCCUGCAAGGAACCCAGCUGUGUCUUCCGCUUUCGGAAGUCCAGUGGAAGUUGGUCGGUUGGAGGUGCCAUCCGCACAUCACGUGGAGAAGAGUAUAGCAGUAGACUUCAAUGCGUUGUUGCAAAGUUCCACAAAGGCGCAGAAUAAGGAAAGCGGGAAAGCUAGUUCGGGGUUCUCAUCAAGCGCAGAGCUCCGGACGCAAAUGUCCGGCAAAGCCGAGUCGACACCUGCAGGCAAUACAAAGCCUCCCACUUCUAGGCGAUCGCGAUCAAGGAGUCCAACCAGGGCUCCCGAUUCGCACCACGUCUCGAUGGGGUCUAAGCAGAAGGGAGAGGAUAUUCAGGAGAUGAGACCAGAGGCACCACCUUUGAUGCCACCCCUUGAUGUGUCGAAUCUGGACAGGGCGCAGUCCAAUUCAAGCAGCACUUCUGCAGAGGAGGUUUUGGACAGAGUACAGGAGAAGGGCGCUCUUGCAGACAGCGCCAGUGUGAAGUCUUCCAAUUCAUCGCAGCAAGGAGGUCAGCAUCAAGGUCUUCAUUUGAUAACUCCUUCGGAGUUGAUGAACUUGGCAGCCGGGUCUAAGCAUGGUGAAGCCUACGGUGCGCCUCUUUCAGUUCCCGGGCAAGAACAAAGUAGUAGGGAUGGAAAGGCACCGCUAUCCAAGGGUAGUGGCAGUACCGACGGGUUUAUUGGCAUGGACUCCAACGUGGACAUGGAGAAGGAGGUAGUGGAGUCGAAAGUCUCGGUCGUUGAGGAUGACAUCAGUGGAAAGGAGGUUCUGGUGUCUUCCUUAUUGGAGUCUCUAGAGACAACUCAAAUGAUGGGGAAUGAUUACGUGGACAAGGAGCCCUCAGUGCCCCAGGAUAGCAUGGAUCGAUAUGCAGGAGAGAACUCGCAGGUGGAAGAGGGCGAGGUUUCAGAAGAUAAGGAGAGACCCUUGAUUGGUACGGAGGACGUGAACGACAGGCUGAGGGACCUGAGUUUCAGGGAUGGUGGCGGCGAGGCGGCUCUACCCCCUCCUCAGGCAGCAAUUGCAAAGGGGAGAAAGAACAAAAAUAAGACGAGCGCGGGUGGGAUUGGGUCUAGCUCCGUAUUAUCCUCACAGAUGCCAAGCAUGAUGGCGUCUGGAUUAAAGCCAGUAGGCGAAGCCAGCCAUGGCAUGAAUCCGGUUCCAGCGUCGACGCCGACAUCAGCAGUAGCACCUGCUCCCACUCCCAUCGACCCUGCUUUUCUUGCUCAGGUGGCUUCAAUGCAAGAGUCGCUGAACCAGUUGGUGAGCAUGCAGAAGGAGAUCCAGAAGCAGAUGACUGUGAUGGUGGCUGUGCCUGUUGCGAAGGAGGGCAAACGGAUGGAAGGGGCGUUAGGGCAGCGGAUGGAGAAGGUGUUGAAAGCACAUGUGGAUGCCAUGUGGGCACGGUUGGCGGAGGAGAAUGCGCGGAGGGAGAAGCAGGAGCGCGAGAGAGUGCAGCAGGUGACGACGAUGCUCACGAAUUUUGUGAGCAAAGACAUGCCGGUCGCUUUGGAGCGCGGAGUCAAGAAGGAAUUCGCCGCGAUCGGUCCAGUUGUGGCGCAGGCGGUUCUCCCUCCCCUUCACAAAGCGGUUUCGACAACCGUGGCCGAGUCGUUUCAGGGUUUUACAGAGAAAAUGUUGCCCCAGCUGGAGAAAUCGGUGGGCGCGAAGCUGGAGGGGACAGUGACGCGGCAGAUACAGACCCAGUUUCAAACGAUUGGUCGACAAGUUUUGCAGGAGGCAUUGCGUAGUUGCUUUGAAAGCACAGUACUUCCGGCUUUCGAGCGGACAUGCAGAACCAUGCUCGACCAUGUGGAGUCGUCGUUCCAGCAUGGCAUGUCGGAGUAUACUCAGCAUGCUCAGGAGCAACUUCUGUCGUCUCACUCUGAUCUUGCUUCCACGUUGAAGGACACCGUGGCAUCGGCAACCGUGCUUGCGGACUCGUUGAAGGGCGAAUUAGCAGAGGGUCAGAAGAAACUUAUGGCACUUGCAGAGAGCGCGAGUGCAAAUGCAGCUCGCGCUCUGCCUGCUAACAACCAGAUCAAUGGCGGCCUUCCUGACAAGGUCCGCAUCCAUGUGCUUUCGUUGCAGCAUCUGGAGGAGUCGCUGGAUCCUACAAUCGAGCUUUCAAGACUUUUGAAGGAGAACAAGCUCGAAGAGGCGUUCAACAAGGCUCUGUCUUUGAGCGACGUAGCAGUCGUGUCGUGGCUUUGCAUGCAGUUGGACGAGGAUCAUCUUUUCAGAAAAGUGCCACUACCUCUGAGUCAAGGAGUGCUGCUGUCGUUAGUACAGCAGCUGGGCUGCGAUCUGGGCAAAGAUACAGACCGGAAGUUAUCUUGGAUCCGGGAGGCGGCACUGGCACUGAACCCGGAGGACCCGUUGUUGGCUCCACACAUGCGACCCUUUUUACAACAGCUGUACCAGAGCUUGCACCGGCAAUUGUCGCUGAGUUCGGUUCCAGGAGAGCAGGUGAAUUUGAGACUUGUCAUGCACGUGGUUCACUCGUUGUUAACAUCUUGCAAGCAAUGAGGUAGAUGCGGGCACACACCUGCCAGCUGAAGUGAGGGAUCAUGGUUGAACCCAGUAGGGAGAGAUCCACCGGGGCCAAGUGGAAAGAUGAAGGACUAGACACCCACGCAUUCGGAGCUUUCUGGUCGAUUUAGUGAUGGUUCCAAAUUUUUGAUUGCGAGGGUUUUUGAUUAUCGUUGGAGUGGUUGUGUUUGAAAGCGUUGGUGGUGGUGGAGGUAGAGGUUACGUGGAAGAUGUGGAAUGCUAGUCACUACAUUGGUUUCUGAUGGUUAAACCUUGGAAACUAAUUCCAAAUUCUUGGCCAGAGGGGUGACAAUGUCGAAAUUUGUACAAACACAUGGGUUGCAUUUUGGACAAUCUAAGCUACAUGGUUGUAUGUGGUCUGAAAUUUGUUUUCGCCUCCUCAA